This is a messenger RNA of Cygnus atratus (black swan), 9150 nucleotides long. RefSeq names its product bromodomain adjacent to zinc finger domain 2B (gene BAZ2B). The record is from RefSeq and is a predicted model, not a curated record. NCBI's taxonomy places the organism in Eukaryota, Metazoa, Chordata, Aves, Anseriformes, Anatidae. Gene Ontology annotation, molecular function: protein binding; DNA binding.
GCCCCCGCCCGCUCCGCGGGGCCGCGCGCGGCUCCCGGCAGCGCUGGGCAGGGGACGCCUUCCGGCACGCGCAGCCGGGCGGCGGGCAGAGCUCUCCCGGCCGCGGAGAUAUGGAGUCUGGAGAGCGGUUAACGUCCUCGUCAAUCUCAUCUAGUGCAGCUACUUCAUCUCCAGUGUCUUCUACACCUUCUGUUCCUUCUGCAGUUUCCAAGGGUGGCCUUACCACUGGAGCUGCAUCACUGAGUUCCACAAUCAACACAUGCGAAUGGUGGCGGACAGCGGAUACACACUCUCGUUCUGGGGCAGCUUUCUUCCCACCGCUCUUGGGAAUUCCACCAUUGUUUGCACCACCUGCCCAAAAUCACGAUUCUACUCCAUUCCACUCAAGAGCUACAGGAAAAAAUAGUCGGGGCAGUACAGAAAAAGGUAUAAAUGGAUCACUGAAUGGGAACAGUACCACUGCAGUAUGUGGUAUCAGCACAUCUGUACUAUCCACUAGCAUUGCAGCAUCUGCAGGACAAGUGAAAACUAUAACCUCAGGAGCAGGGGGUCGCAAAUACAACCAGGAACAAAGCAAAGCUCAGCUUUUGGACACCAGAGCUGACAAAAUCAAAGAUAAGAAGCCCAGAAAAAAAGCAGUGGAAAGCUCCAGUAAUAGCGACAGUGAUUCAGGCUCUUCUUCAGACACAUCAAGUGAAGGCAUAAGUAGUAGCGACUCUGAUGAUCUAGAGGAGGAUGAAGAAGAGGAGGAGGAGGACCAGAGUGCUGAAGAAAGUGAAGAUGAUGAAUCUGAUUCUGAAAAUGAAGCACAUCACAAACCCAAGAACAAGGUGCUAAUGCAUAGUGGUGUAACAGAUAUGAAAACUGAUGGACAAAAAACACUUGAAAAGUCCCAAGAAAAAAGAACACACCAGCAGAUACCUCUUGUGUCUGAUUCCCAGACUCACUCAUCGUUCCAGUCCCAGCAGAAGCAGCCUCAGGUUUUGUCACAGCAGCUUCCAUUUAUUUUCCAAAGCUCUCAGGCAAAGGAGGAAUCUGUGAACAAACACACUAGCGUAAUACAGUCUACAGGAUUGGUUCCCAAUGUGAAACCUUUGUCUUUGGUACAUCAAGCCAAAAAGGAAACCUAUUUAAAACUCCUAGUUCCGUCCUCUGAUCUACUCAAAGCAGGGAAUAAGAAUACCUCUGAAGACUCUAUCCCUUUGACCAGCGAUAUACGAUCAAAACGAGAACAAUAUAAACAGACAUUCCCAGCAGCACAUCUAAAGAAACAAGAAUCAUCUAAGAACCUGAAGAAGGUUAUUGCAGCUUUGUCAAGCUCCAAACCAACAUCUAGUUCACCAGCUCAUCAAAAACUCACAUCUUUGGAAAACAACCAUUCUAAUCCAUUCCUGACAAAUGCACUUUUAGGUAAUCACCAACCCAAUGGAGUUAUUCAGAGCGUCAUCCAGGAGGCUCCUCUUGCACUUACUACGAAACCGAAAUCCCAGACCAAGAUCAAUGAAAGUGUAGCCAUUUCUAGCAGUACCCCCUUUUCUUUGCCAGUGAACUUGAGUGCAUGUGGGAAAAAACCAACUGGUAACCGGACACCUGUUAUGCCGUCUACCUCUCCUGUGUUACCUGGUUCAGGAAAAGACAAAGCAGUCAGCAAUAAUGCAGUAAAUGCAGUAAAAACACAACACCGCCUUCAUUCUCCAAAACUGGUGGUGGAGCAGUUCAGAGGGGUAGACUCAGAUGCCCCCAGCAGUAAGGACUCUGACGACUCAAAUGAUGAUGAUGAUGACGAUGAAGAUGAAGAUGAGGAUGAUGAAGAUGAUGAUUCUGAUGAUAGCCAAUCAGAGUCCGACAGUAAUUCUGAAUCGGAUACCGAAGGGUCUGAAGAUGAAGAUGAUGAGGAUGAUAAGGAUCAAGAUGAAUCAGAUACAGACACUGAGGGAGAAAAAACUCCACUGAAACUGAAUAAAACUGCUUCCUCCAUGAAGAGCUCUUCCAUUGGUCCUGCAGCUCAUUCCACCCCACUUAAUCUCCAAGCAGCAAAGGCCCCAAGCUCUGCACCAGCUGCUUUAUGUCCAGAGUCCCAGCCUGCAGUUUUUCUUGGGACAGCACCAUCUACUCUUACACCAAGUACACACUGUGGCAUUUCAAAAAGAAGAAGAGUAACCGAUGAACGGGAGCUGCGUGUUCCUCUAGAAUAUGGCUGGCAAAGAGAAACCCGUAUAAGAAACUUUGGUGGUCGUCUUCAAGGAGAAGUAGCGUAUUUUGCACCUUGUGGAAAGAAGUUGAGACAGUAUCCUGAAGUAGUAAAGGGCGUUCAGUGGUGUCUUCUGAAGGAAGAGGAGGUCAUUCCCCGUAUCAGGGCUAUGGAGGGGCGUAGAGGACGACCACCAAAUCCAGACAGACAGCAUUCAAGAGAGGAAUCAAGAAUGAGACGACGCAAAGGCCGACCUCCAAACGUUGGCAGCACUGAAUUUCUAGACAACACUGAUGCAAAGCUUUUAAGAAAGCUACAGGCUCAAGAAAUAGCUAGACAAGCAGCACAAAUAAAGCUACUAAGAAAACUCCAGAAGCAGGAACAAGCUCGAGCUGCCAAAGAAGCAAAAAAACAGCAAGCUAUUAUGGCAGCUGAAGAAAAGAGAAAGCAAAAAGAGCAGAUAAAGAUAAUGAAGCAGCAGGAGAAAAUUAAGCGUAUCCAGCAAAUCAGAAUGGAGAAAGAGCUUCGAGCUCAACAAAUUUUAGAGGCAAAAAAGAAAAAGAAGGAAGAAGCAGCAAAUGCCAAAUUAUUGGAAGCUGAAAAGCGAAUCAAGGAAAAAGAGAUGCGAAGGCAGCAAGCUGUUCUUCUCAAGCACCAGGAGUUGGAGAGGCAUAGACUAGAUAUGGAACGAGAAAGGAGAAGACAACAUAUGAUGCUUAUGAAAGCCAUGGAAGCACGUAAAAAAGCAGAAGAAAAAGAGCGGUUAAAGCAAGAAAAACGUGAUGAAAAAAGAUUAAAUAAAGAACGUAAACUAGAACAGCGAAGAUUGGAAUUGGAAAUGGCAAAGGAGCUAAAGAAGCCUAAUGAAGAUAUGUGCUUAGCAGAUCAGAAGCCUUUGCCAGACCUGCCUCGCAUUCCAGGCCUUGUUCUUGCUGGAAGCACAUUUUCAGAUUGUCUCAUGGUAGUGCAGUUCUUGCGUAACUUUGGUAAAGUUCUUGGCUUUGAUGUGAAUACGGAAGUCCCUUCUCUGAGUAUUCUUCAAGAGGGUUUGCUAAACAUAGGGGACAGCAUGGGAGAAAUACAAGACUUGCUUGUAAAGCUAGUCUCUGCAGCUGUUUGUGAUCCAGGACUUGUUACAGGAUACAAGGCUAAGACUAUUCUUGGGGAGCACUUACUGAACGUUGGCAUCAAUCGAGAUAAUGUAUCUGAGAUUCUGCAGAUAUUUAUGGAGGCUCACUGUGGGCAAACUGAGCUUACAGAGAGCUUGAAGACGAGAGCUUUUCAGGCACAUACUCCAGCUCAGAAAGCAGCAGUUCUUGCUUUCCUCGUCAAUGAGUUAGCUUGCAGUAAAAGUGUGGUCAGUGAAAUUGACAAAAACAUUGAUUAUAUGUCAAAUUUAAGGAGAGAUAAGUGGAUGGUUGAAGGCAAACUUCGGAAGCUUAGAAUAAUUCAUGCCAAAAAAACUGGCAAAAGAGAUACUACAGGAGGUGGUGACAUAGGAGAGGAACAGCAGUCUUUGGAAACACCAACACCAGGCCGCAAACGCAGACGAAAGGGUGGGGACAGUGAUGAUGAUGAUGACGACGACGAUGAUAGUGAUGAUCAGGCAGAUGAGGAUGAGGAAGAUGAAGAGGACAAAGAAGAUAAGAAAGGAAAGAAGGCAGAAGUUUGUGAGGAUGAGGAUGAUGGAGACCAGACAGCAAGUGUUGAAGAACUAGAGAAGCAGAUUGAAAAACUGACAAAGCAACAAAGCCAGUAUAGAAAGAAAUUAUUUGAAGCUUCACACUGUUUGCGUUCAAUGAUGUUUGGUCAAGAUCGUUACAGGCGCCGGUAUUGGAUUCUGCCCCAGUGUGGUGGUGUUUUUGUAGAAGGCAUGGAAAGUGGUGAAGGUCUAGAAGAAAUUGCAAAAGAAAAAGAGAAGUUAAAAAAAGUAGAAAGCAUUCAUAUCAAAGAAGAGGUAUUUGAGACCUCUGAAGAAAAAUUACACUGUUUAAAUACAACUCACUGUGAGCAAAAGGAAGAUCUGAAAGAAAAGGACAACACCAAUUUGUUUUUACAAAAGCCAGGAUCAUUUUCAAAACUGAGCAAACUCUUAGAGGUAGCAAAAAUGCCACCUGAAUCUGACAUUAUUUCCCAAAAACCUACUGGCAGUGCAGCAAAUGGAUGCACGUUAUCCUAUCAGAGUUCCUCCCAAAACUCUCUGUGCAGUCUUCAGCCCAGUGUAUCACAAAGUGGCAACGAGAAGUCCGAUUCUAAUAAUCUUUUCAGUCCCAUUCCAAGCGGGACAGGAAAGUUUUACAAUUCUCCACUAAUUCCAAGUGAUCAGUUGUUAAAGACUCUUACUGAAAAGAGCAGACAGUGGUUCAGCCUUUUACCGAGAAUACCCUGUGAUGACAUGUCAGUCACCCAUAUAGAUACACCAGCUACUACAACUUCCCUUACUCCUCAACCACAUCCACCAUCAAAGUCACCUUCACCUGUUCCAUCACCUCUUCUGGGCUCAACAUCUGCACAGAGUCCAGCAGGAUUAAGUCCUUUUGCAUUGCCACCACUGCAGCAGAUGAAGAGUGGAUUGCCUAUAAUGGGACUUCAGUUUUGUGGAUGGUCUACAGGAGUUCUUACUUCAAAUGUUCCAUUUUCAUCUCCUUUACCUGCUAUUGGAUCAGGGUUGGGAUUAUCAGAAGGAAAUGGUAACCCAUUCUUGACAUCUAGUGUUCCUACAAGUAAAAGUGAAUCACCAGCACUACAGACUGAAAAAAUAGCUUCUGCUCCCUGUACAGCAGUGGAAGUAGCCAAGCCAGUAGAUUACCCAAACCCAAAACCCAUACCAGAAGAAAUGCAGUAUGGGUGGUGGAGGAUUACCGAUCCCGAGGAACUAAAAUCUUUGCAUAAAGUGUUGCAUCUCAGGGGAAUAAGAGAAAAGGCCUUACAAAAGCAAAUACAGAAACACAUGGAUUAUAUCACUAUGGCCUGCAUAAAAAAUAAGGAUGUUGCAAUUAUUGAUAUCAAUGAAAGUGAAGAUAACCAGGUAACUCGAGAUGUUGUGGAAAACUGGUCAGUAGAAGAACAAGCAAUGGAGAUGGAUUUGGCUAUUCUUCAGCAGGUGGAAGAUCUAGAGAGGAGAGUUGCAUCAGCUAGUUUGCAAGUUAAGGGCUGGCUGUGUCCUGAACCUGCAUCAGAAAGAGAAGACUUGGUAUAUCAUGAACAUAAGUCAAUUACUAGAUUGCACAAGAAGCACGAUGGGGAUUGUGCUGGAGGCGGAGAAGGCAGUACCAGCUCUCUAGAGCGGAAGAGUGACAACCCUCUAGAUAUAGCUGUAACCAGGCUUGCUGACUUGGAGCGGAACAUUGAGCGAAGGUAUCUGAAGAGCCCCUUAAGUACCACCAUUCAGAUCAAACUGGAUAAUGUGGGCACAGUUACUGUCCCUGCUCCUGCACCAUCCAUUAGUGGUGAUGGUGACGGAGCUGAAGAGGAUAUUGCUCCAGGGCUAAGGGUGUGGAGAAGGGCAUUGUCAGAAGCGCGCAGUGCUGCACAAGUAGCUCUGUGCAUUCAGCAGUUACAGAAAUCGAUAGCAUGGGAAAAAUCUAUUAUGAAAGUCUACUGCCAAAUAUGUCGAAAGGGAGAUAAUGAGGAACUGCUGCUGCUUUGUGAUGGUUGUGAUAAAGGCUGUCAUACUUACUGCCACAGACCCAAGAUCACUACAAUACCAGAUGGUGACUGGUUUUGUCCUGCCUGCAUAGCAAAGGCAAGUGGUCAAACUCUAAAAAUAAAAAAACUUCAAAUGAAAGGGAAAAAAAGUAAUGAGCAAAAGAAAGGAAGGAAAUUAUCUUUAGCAGGAGAUACAGAGGAUGAAGACUCUGCAACUACAAGCAUCUCCUUAAAAAGAGGAAAAUCAGAUCCUAAAAAAAGGAAAAUGGAUGAAAAUGUUUCUGUAAGCCAACUAAAGCAAGAAAAUUUCACUGCUAUUAAGAAACCUAAAAGAGAUGAUUCAAAGGACCUGGCUAUAUGCAGCAUGAUUCUCUCAGAAUUGGAAACUCAUGAAGAUGCCUGGCCUUUCUUACUUCCUGUAAACUUGAAACUUGUUCCUGGUUAUAAGAAAGUUAUUAAAAAACCUAUGGACUUUUCUACCAUUAGAGACAAGCUAACUAGUGGGCAGUACCCUAACCUUGAGGCAUUUUCGCUAGAUGUCAGGCUUGUUUUUGACAACUGUGAAACCUUUAAUGAAGAUGAUUCUGACAUAGGCAGGGCUGGCCACAACAUGAGGAAAUAUUUUGAAAAAAAAUGGACAGAGAUUUUCAAAUUGAGCUGAAGUUACCAGAACUCAUUUUUCUCCUUUAAAUGAGGACUGAUAAGACCAGCAAUGUGAACUGUAGUUACAUGAAAGUGCAAGGCACGUGCAUAACUAAUGACUGUUCUCUUUCCUUAAAAAUAUCACAAAAGAGUGAUACUAGUUCUAAAGGCUUCACUCCUACAGCAACCAUGGCCCCUUGGUUAUUGGUUUGUAUGUUUUAACAAACUAAUUUAGGUAGAACAGGGAAGCACACCCAAAGAAUUUCAAAGAAAGGGGUGUUAUAGUGCAAUAGCAAUUAAAAAUAUAUCAAAACGCACUGAAUAUUCAACCACCAGAGCUCUACUUGGGGAAAUGGUUCUUUUUCCCGUUCAAUAAAUAUCUAUUUUUCAUUUUUUUACUUUGUAGUUUAUUUUUUAGUGAAUGUAUUUAAUUUUAUGAAUUAUUUAUGAUUAUACAACAUCCAGAAUCUUCGUUUUCUGUGAAAAGGAAGAAUUAGAAAAUUGCUUUAAAUCUUGAAAAUACAACAAGGAAUGUUUUAAAAUAUAAAACAAAGCCAAGUGAAACUGUUUACACUGAUGUGCUGUAAAAGCACUAAAAAUUAAACUUUACUGUAGAGUUACAAGUACAUUUAUAUAUAUGUUGCUGCAUCACUUGUGUAGUUAAAUUGUAUUUCAAGACAGUGAAGAAAAAAUUGAGACGUGUAUAUACUGUUCAUUAUUGUUUAUAUUAAGUCUUGUUUUAAAUAUGUAUGAUGUGUACAUAUUGUUUGCAGACAUUAUUGUUUAUGCCUUAGGAGGACAGUAGCAUUUUAUUUUAGUCUUAAGAUAAUUACAGCUAUAUGGCUUGUACAGUAAUUAUCCUCUACCAACACUGUGGAGUCUCCUUAAUCUUGGUAGUGCCUGCCUUCAAAACAGGGUGUAGGGGAUAUUGGUUUUCCAUUUUUCUAUUUUGUUACAUAAUUUCAAGCCACCACAGCCUCAAUUUCAAGUAUAAUCAUUUGUAUUCAUGUGGAAUAAAAUUGUGACGAUUUCCUACGCACACAGUAUUUUUUCAUAGAAACAUUCCCCUCCAUUUGCCUUGCCCCAUAAAUAACAAAAAAGACAUUCGUAACCACUGUGUUUUAUCUACUGUGUGUUGUGGUGGCCUGUUGGGGCAGAUAGAAUUUUUUUUUUUUGUACUAAUGUAAGAGUACUUGAAGUUUUAUUUAAAAGAAAUGUUGUGGAAAGGUAGCAUUCCUUUUCUUUUUUCAUUUUUUCCCUUUUUUUAGGAGUGUUAUUUUACACUAGUAUGUGUGGCACGGAUACAAUAAACGACUGUUUUGCAAACCAGAUUUUCUUGGCGAUUUUAAUAUUUCAAAUCCUGCGUAUACAGGAAUGUUUUUAAUAAUAUCUUGGGAGUCUUGCAUUUAACAUUAAGUUCGUUUGAUGCAUCUAAUUCUCCUGGCCUUUUAAUGGUAACUUGAAGAAAUUGCCAGGCAGAGUAGCAGUUCUACCACCUACUUGAAUGAGCAUAGAUGACGCGGCCUUUAGGUGUAACCAGUUGGCUGCCUAGUGUUUGACCUCUUUCUGCCAGUCCUGCUUAUCACGUGCAUUCACGCUGUAACAACAGUAAUGUAAAUACGUACCACAUUUAAUGUUUCUUAAAAGCAAUGAUGAUUAUAUGGUUUGGGUUUUUUUGGUCUGUAGAAGGGCAUGAGUCAUAAUCAUUGUUCUGACUAAAGAAAGUAGAAUUGUAGAUGAGUGCUGCAGAGCCCCAAUACCUAAAGCUCCCUUGACAAGUAAUUUUUUUAUAUUUUAAAUUAGGCCUGCCAAAUUUGAGCUUUAGUCUUGUUUUUUAUACCCCUUCGCCAUUAUAUUUUCUCCCUCUGCUGAGAGAGUGUCUGGUUUUUAAUAAAAUUUUUGUUUGUUUCUGUUGCCCUCUCCAGAACAUCUUGUUGCAUGUUGUUUUUCUUUUUUCAAGUCUUGUUAGAAGAACCGGUGUUACAUAAAAUAAAAAAAUUCACAUCUGGAUAUUAAAGCAGCCUUGCAUUCUAACACUAGCUCCACCACUGACUGCUUCAUGGCUUUCCUCUUCAUCACAUUUUGGAAGAUUUCAAUUAAAAGGUCUGCUGGUAUGUUUCAGAGAUAUGAAGAGUAAUCUGCAUUUAGAACAUAUAACAGUAGGCUUGUAAGAGUGUUAUAAGUAUGCUUAGAUUAUUGGCAAAAGCAUUUAUUCGAUGCAAAACAAUUGUUUUUAUUUUAUCAGAUUCUGUACUGGUUAAUGUUUUAUCCCCCAUAGUAAAUCUCAUAGUUUUCUGGAAAGUUAGAAUAGAACAUUACAUACAUUACAGCCACAUUACAUACAUAUUUGCAUUUUUCAGCUUGUAUCCUGAUUUGACUGUACAGCUAGGACAGUUAAGGAGCUUGCAGCAAUGAUGAGAGGUGAAGCUUGUCUCACUAACUUUACAUUACCAAUGUAUUGCUUUCCUCGCUAUCAGCCAGUAUUUUCAUUCCAAUUUCAAUAAAAUUAAAUUUACAGAAUUAUAUUUGAAAAGUGAGCCUGAAUCAUAAACAUGCCAUUAUAUGUCUUCUUAGAUAAGAUCAGGGUUUUAACUACUGGAAAAAAUGUGCUUAAUUUUUUCUUACUUGCUAACCUUCUCUCCUGUUAAUGUUCCCAUCCGUCUGUUUUU